AUGGCUGUCCUUUAUCCGAAUUUUAAAGGAAUUAAAUUCUUAGACUUUGAAACAAUUAAAGUUGACUUUAACAAAUUUUCAAAAAACCAAAAAAAAUUUGACGCUGAGAAACUCAAACAAUUUUUAAAUUGGCGUUUGGACAUGAAUUGUGUUGAAAAGCCUCUAUUUGAAAAGGUACAAAAUAAAUAUGUAGUGCCCCAAGCUUUUCAGGAGCUUUUGACCUUCAGAUCAUUCCUCUCUACCCACUAUCUCCCCACACUCACUCCAAAUACCAGGAGUCUUUCACAAUCUCCGAAUAAUUUCCAGACCAGAUUGAUACAGAAAAAUCCAGUCCGCAACUAG
Molecule: messenger RNA, 342 nt
Organism: Meloidogyne enterolobii
Lineage: Eukaryota; Metazoa; Nematoda; Chromadorea; Rhabditida; Meloidogynidae
Source: the annotation of a GenBank genome assembly